This is a messenger RNA of Diospyros lotus (date-plum), 2125 nucleotides long. RefSeq names its product pyruvate kinase, cytosolic isozyme. Gene Ontology annotation, cellular component: cytoplasm. Gene Ontology annotation, molecular function: magnesium ion binding; potassium ion binding; pyruvate kinase activity. The transcript is spliced from 3 exons. Bases 261 to 1763 code for a protein of 500 amino acids. Gene Ontology annotation, biological process: glycolytic process. Lineage: Eukaryota; Viridiplantae; Streptophyta; Magnoliopsida; Ericales; Ebenaceae. The record is from RefSeq and is a predicted model, not a curated record.
UACCUCCCUCUCUCGCUCCGCUCGCAUCUUUCUCUCGAGCGGGGGAGAGUGUCAAAGGUGGCCGCGUGCGCGUGGGCGUGGGCGUGGGCGUGGGCGGAUAGUCAGUCAAGUUCAGUUGGCGUAGGGUAAGCGCAAAUACCUCCAACCAAUCGUCGCAAAGCCGGAUCUUCGUCAUCUCCCUUGGUCUGUAGCUCUCGCACGUCGGUGGCGGGUGCUGUUUGAGACAAAAUCGAUUGAGAUCGAUCGGUGGAUUCAAUUCAAUGGACUUGAUGAUGAUUGAGAAGAGGCCGAAGACGAAGAUAGUUUGCACGCUGGGACCGGCAUCGAGGUCGGUUCCGAUGAUAGAGAAGCUGCUGAGAGCGGGCAUGAACGUUGCUCGCUUCAACUUCUCUCAUGGUUCCCAUGACUACCAUCAGGAAACCCUUAACAAUCUCCGCGCAGCCAUGGAAAACACCGGUAUCCUCUGCGCUGUCAUGCUCGACACCAAGGGUCCAGAGAUUCGAACAGGAUUUUUGAAAGACGGACAGCCCAUCCAACUUAAACAGGGUCAAGAGAUCACCAUCUCCACUGAUUAUACCAUCAAGGGUGAUGAGAACAUGAUCUGCAUGAGCUAUCCAAAAUUGGCCGACGAUGUGAAGCCAGAUAGUGUGAUACUCUGUGCAGAUGGCACAAUCACAUUUACUGUUCUGUCUUGUGACAAGAAAAAUGGUUUGGUUAAAUGCCGUUGUGAGAAUACAGCCGUUAUUGGUGAGAGAAAGAAUGUCAAUCUCCCAGGGGUAAUUGUGGAUCUUCCUACUUUGACUGAGAAGGACAAGGUUGAUAUCUUAGAAUGGGGAGUUCCUAAUAAGAUUGACAUGAUUGCACUAUCUUUUGUACGCAAAGGUUCUGACCUCGUGGAGGUUCGGAAAGAGUUGGGCGAGCAUGCAAAGAAUAUCCUCCUCAUGUCGAAGGUUGAAAAUCAAGAAGGGGUGGCAAAUUUUGAUGAAAUCCUUGCAAAUUCAGAUGCCUUUAUGGUUGCAAGAGGUGAUCUGGGAAUGGAAAUUCCAAUUGAAAAGAUAUUCUUAGCACAGAAAGUGAUGAUCUACAAGUGCAAUAUCCAAGGCAAGCCUGUUGUAACAGCUACCCAGAUGUUGGAGUCAAUGAUCAAAUCUCCAAGGCCGACUCGGGCAGAGGCUACUGAUGUCGCCAAUGCAGUUCUUGAUGGGACAGACUGCGUAAUGCUGAGCGGCGAAACAGCUGCCGGGGCUUAUCCGGAGCUUGCAGUUCAAACUAUGGCCAAAAUCUGUGUAGAAGCAGAGAGCACAAUUGAUUAUGCAGAUGUUUUCAAAAGGAUUAUGGCAAAUGCACCUGUGCCUAUGAGCCCAUUGGAGAGCUUGGCCUCGUCUGCAGUGCGAACAGCCAACUCGGCAAAAGCAUCUCUUAUAUUGGUCCUAACCAGAGGAGGAAGUACUGCAAAACUUGUGGCUAAGUACAGGCCAGGGAUGCCAAUACUUUCUGUGGUGGUCCCUGAGAUCAAGACUGAUUCAUUUGAUUGGUCAUGCAGCGAUGAGUCUCCGGCUAGACAUAGCCUUAUAUUCAGGGGGUUGGUCCCUGUUCUGUGUGCAGGGUCUGCUAGAGCUUCCCGUGAAGAAUCAACAGAAGAAGCAUUGGAGUUUGCCCUGCAACAUGCUAAAGGGAAGGGAUUGUGCAAAGAAGGAGAUGCUGUUGUGGCUCUUCACCGGAUUGGGACUGCGUCCAUAAUCAAGAUAGUUACAGUGAAGUAGAGAGCGGGGAGAGAUGUUGGCGAUGGUAAAUUUCUUCAGCUAGCCUUGGUUGAUCUUGGAAGGAAGGAAGGAAGGAUCAUCAGGUGAAGGGUACGUGCUUCUGGGUUUGGGUUUUUUGUUUCUUAUUUUUAAUUUUUUGCCCACUGAGUUUGUCUUUUGGUAAAAGGGCAUGUCAUCAACAACGAUUUCUACAACUCUUUGUGAGAUUUGAACUUGGGGGGUGGCUCUGCCACAGUUUUACUGUGUUGGACGGUAAUGGUAUGUGAUUGGCAUUGCAGCUGGCAUGUUGCAUACCCUCAUCCUCAUGGAACUGAUAAUAAUCAGCAAAAUUUGAGUCAGUAUGCAUGAAUGAUUGUUUGUUA